Messenger RNA from Haliotis rubra (blacklip abalone), 2642 nucleotides. RefSeq lists its product as uncharacterized. The record is from RefSeq and is a predicted model, not a curated record. The coding region runs from base 60 to 2468 and encodes 802 amino acids. The transcript has 11 exons. Lineage: Eukaryota; Metazoa; Mollusca; Gastropoda; Lepetellida; Haliotidae.
AUCUUAAUGGCCUUUCUUAAAGUUAUUAUUUUAAGGGCAGCCAACACUUAGCGAAUCUAAUGGCAGUGUGGUUUGUUUGUGCACUUUUAUAUGCAGGUAGUGGCACCAUGUCCAGGACAAGUCUGCGGAAUCGGAUGUGGGCAUACUGUGCAGCAUCAUUUGGCUUCACACUGCUGUCUUCCACAUUCUCCUUCUAUUACGUGAAAGUGUUUCUCAACCUCUACCACAUAGACGAGAAAUGGUUUCAUCUUGCACAGAUCCUCUACCUAGUGUGGAAUGCUGUAAAUGACCCACUGUUUGCGUAUUGCCAGGAUACCAGUGCGUCUUGGAUGCCAACCACUCGUCGAGAGCUCAUACUAUACACCGGGCCUCUGUUUGGUGUGGCGUACUUGUCGGCGUGGUUCCCGUGGGCAGAUUCCAGUUGGGUGACAGGCCUUCACCUCAUUGUGGCCUUAUGCCUGUACGACACCAUGUUCACCUUCAUAGGGCUGGCACUGUGCUGUCUGUUCACGGAGAUUGCUGUCACGGAAAGUGAACGUAUUCGCCUCACGCAGAUGUCACAGAUAGUUGGGUUCAUUAGUUCCUUCUCCGUGACACUUUGUGAGUUUUCAUCGAACAGUUUGAAGGAUUUCUCCAAGUUCCAGGCUACAACAGUCCUCCUUGCUGUUUUGAGUGCUGUUUUUAUGGUGUAUGCUGGGAAACACGCUCACACUUACUAUGACGUGCGGAAGAUGGCGGCGACGAAUGAAGAGGAGAAAGAGGAGGGUUGCACACAGUCUACAGACAGGACUUCGUACUGGAGACUCACAUGGCAAAUACUUUCAGACAGGAACUUCCUCUCAUUUGUUAUCACAAACUUUUUGCAAGACUUUCAUCGAACUUUCAUAAUGAGCUUUACUGUGAUAAUUUGUGACCAGCUCAUCAGCGAGGAUGAUGUUCAUCCAUACGUCAGGAGUGUUUUCUAUGGCAGCAUAUCCGCAAUACACUCAUUAAUCGUCAUAUUUGGUGCCCCACUGGUGGACAAGCUGGGUUACUUCAGUGUCAUUCGUGGAAACUUUGUUUGGAAAAUAUUAUCUGGACUGACCAUGCUGUUCCUUGGUCAGGGCCACCCCUGGCUGCUGAUCCUGUUUCUUCUUGCUGACAGGGCUGGUGCAUGUAGACUUGGGCAGGUUGUUCCCCGGCCAGGGCUGGUAGACACGCAGCAUGUUAAGGUUGUUCCCCCGGGCUGGGCUGGUAGACACCAGCAUGUUAAGGUUGUUGUUCUCGGGCUGGUAGACACUGGCAUGUUAAGGUUGUUUCUCGGGCUGGUUCCCAGGGCUGGAGACAUGGGCAUUGUUCCCAGGGCUGGGCUGGUAGACACGGGCAUGUUAAGGUUGUUCCCAGGGCUGGUAGACACUGGCAUGUUCCGGGCUGGUUGUUUCCCAGGGCUGGUAGACACUGGCAUGUUAAGGUUGUUCUCCAGGGCUGGUAGACACUGCUUAGUGUAUCCAGUUGAAACUUCCCUCAUAGAGCACUGGCUUCAGUGCUUCCCUCACAGUGCAUUCAGUUCGGCACUUGCUCAGAGUUCAGUGCUUACUUCCAAUGUGUCUGCGUCUCUAGAUGAGGCGUUUGGUAACCUGAGGAAGGUUAAGGAUGGGUUCGCAGCUCCCCGCUUCAAUUUAGCAUCUGCUCAUGUUCAUGGUUUCUCUACGCUGAUCGUCUCCCCUCCGGUGGAUGAUGAUAUUACGUUGUUGGGAACCAAACAGAAAGCCUACUCGCCGUUCCUGGUCGAGGAUCGUUCAACCAUCAGCUGCCUGUUUGUGUCACCGAUUCCGGACCCUCUGGCUUGGAAUCACGAUGCUCUUGCCAUUCCGUGGGACGACCUGAACACUUACGCGUUUCCGCCAGUGGCCCUUCUUCCUCGCAUACCAGUGAAACUGCGCGCAACUCAGCGGAUGGCACUACUUUUGGUUGCGCCCUACUGGCCGGCCAGAAGUCUUCCUCAGGACCAAUCCCUGAAGUUCCGGCCUCCAGCUUGGGAUCUUUCCGUUGUGCUUGCUCAUCUCACAUCAGCUGAUUAUGAACCUCUGGAGGAGAAAGAUUUUGAACAUGUCUCCUUUAAGACCUUCUUUCUCCUGGCCUUCGCCACUGCUGCCCGUAUUUCGGAGUUGCAUGCUCUUGAUGUCUCUCGGUGUGUCUGUUUCAGACAUCCGAUGACCUCAAUGAUCUUUGGGACAAAUGCCCUGGUGGUAAAACCAGCACAGUCUCUGUGUCCGAUGUUCAUUGUGACAGUUCUCAACAUGUACGGGUACCAACACUUGAAGAAUGGAACACUCACCUCACCUGACACCUCCCAGCUGAAGGAGGUCAUGUUCCAUCUGGCCUGCUGUCUGCCUGUUGUUAUGGGAUGCUUGCAGUUGCUGUCUUGGUCCUUCUUCAGCAUCCGGCUACGCCAUGCACCCAGCCACACUGUGGAUGUCACUGCAUAAACACAAGGGGGAGACAGGCCGCUCCACUGUCCUCCUUCACCAUCCAGGGACAGCACUCACCCAGCCACACUGUGGAUGUCACUGCAUAAACACAAGGGGGAGACAGGCUGCUCCGCCGUCCUCCUUCACCAUCCAGGGACACCUCUCACCCAGCCACACUGUGGAUGUCACUGC